Molecule: messenger RNA, 333 nt
Organism: Pyrenophora tritici-repentis Pt-1C-BFP
Lineage: Eukaryota; Fungi; Ascomycota; Dothideomycetes; Pleosporales; Pleosporaceae
Source: RefSeq, a predicted model, not a curated record
AUGAUAAGCCACUGUCCCCUUGGAGUUGUGAAGGAGAAGGUCAAGAAGAAAGUAGUGCCUUGCCCGAAGAUAAAGAUUGGAGUCUCUUCACCUUCAUCUGAAUCCUUCAACGUAAGCCUCGCAUCUCUCACGAAAACGACUGCUUUCGUAGAUAGUGGCGAGGAUGUGUCGACCUAUGCCGGCGCUGGCGCCCUAAAGGCGGGACUGUUCAAGUGGACUGUGAAGGUUGGAUUUCUAGUCCCUGCCCUCGCUGGAGUGGACUGCUGCGACACUAGCUGGUUCUGCAGAUGGAACAUCCUGAAGCUGAACAUGGUGGGUGCGAUGCCGACGUAG